Messenger RNA from Pantherophis guttatus, 9796 nucleotides. RefSeq names its product phosphodiesterase 3A (gene PDE3A). NCBI's taxonomy places the organism in Eukaryota, Metazoa, Chordata, Lepidosauria, Squamata, Colubridae. Gene Ontology annotation, biological process: signal transduction. Gene Ontology annotation, molecular function: 3',5'-cyclic-nucleotide phosphodiesterase activity. The record is from RefSeq and is a predicted model, not a curated record.
CCCUCCACCCCUCUUUGGCAAUUCCCUCCCGCGCAAAGAAAGCCGCCCCUUUAUUAUUGGAAGGAGACUAAGGAAAAGGGGGGGGGUCGAUCUUGCUUUAAAUCUUGCCCCCUUUCCACCCCCCCUCCCCGAAAGGGAGGGAGGGAAGAAAAAAAAAAAAGAAAGAAGAAAAAGGAUCCCUCGCCAUGGCCGCGAGAGGAGACUCGGCCAGCGCGAUCCCCGCUCGGGCCGGUUGGCGUCUGCGGGAAGACGAGCCCGCUUCGGCAACGGUCGCCGCCAGAGCAGCGGCGGUAGAGGGAGCUUUCGGAGCCGGUUGCAACGGCUGCUGCUCCUCCUUAGCCGGCCCGAAGGAAGUGAAGCAAAGCAGCAGCAGCAACCAGCGGGAAGGAGGCUCCUCCAGCGGCGAGAGCGCGUCUCCCCGGACUUGCCAGAGAAGCAAACUUUCCUGGGUUUUGGGCGCCGGGUCGGUGGCGCUGCUCUUGGCUUUGGGGACCCGUUUGGGGCCGGACAUCCGAGGUCGAGACCGAGAAGAAGAAGCGGGCGAGAGGAGCCCCCCAGGUGAGCGCAGCUGGUCCCCGCCGCCCGGCCCGGCUCUGUGCUGUUGCUGCCUCCUCCUGGCCGUCUAUUUCUGGCUGGGACUGGAGCUGCUGCGCGCCGGGCUCCGUUUGCGCACCGCCGUCCUGUUCCUGGCCGUCUGCUGCUGCGGCGGGGAAGCGCUCGUCGGCUCGGCGCUGGGGGAAGACCGCUUGCUCAACGCCGCCGCCGCCGGGUUGGGGCUGUGCAGCCUAGCCGGCUGGGCAUGGCUGCUUCUGCCCCGGCUCCGCCACGGCGUCCUCAUGCUGGCUUUGACUAGCGCGCUGCGCCUCGCCUCGCUCGUCUUCUUGGAAGGCGUCGGGGCCCCUUGGAGACCUCACCUGGCUUAUCUCCUGGGCUUGCUGGGCAUCCUUUUGGCCAGCUGCGCUCGGCACGCCUCGUCGGGCCGCCCCUCCGGAAAGCGGGAGGAGGAGAGCAGAGCAGGAGCGGAAGGAGCCGCGUCCUCCGCCGCCGUUGCUUCUGCUGUUGUUGCUGCUGCUGCUGCCGCCCGGCCGGCUAAAGAAGACGCGGCGGGCUUGAAGAGGAGGCGGCGGUCCAGCUCCGUGAUCUCCGCCGAGAUGGCAGGUUGCGGCGGCGGCAAGAGCCACCGGAGGACCUCGCUGCCCUGCAUCCCUCGCGAGCAGAUCAUGGGAUAUUCUGAAUGGGAUCACAAACGAGGAUCAAGAGGAUCUCAGUCUUCGGGUACCAGUAUUACCGUGGAUAUUGCCGUCAUGGGAGAAGCUCAUGGACUCAUUACCGACCUUCUAGCAGAUCCUUCAUUGCCACCCAAUGUCUGCACCUCCCUCCGAGCAGUCAGCAACCUGCUUAACACACAGCUGACCUUCCAAGCUAUUCACAGACCAAGAGUCAACACUUUGGCAUCCUUCAAUGAAAAUUACACUGGUUCCGACACAGAAGAAUGUUCAGAGAAGGGAGAAAAGCUUACCAUUCCCAAGCGCUUUCGGAAAAGCCUGCCCCCAGGUCUUCUACGGCGAGUGUCAUCCACUUGGACAACAACCACAUCUGCCACUGGUUUGCCCACGUUGGAGCCAGCUUCUGUUAGAAGGGACCGCAGCCCCAGCAUCAAACUUUAUGAUACUUCAUCAUCCAGCUCUGACUCAUGGAACAAUUCCCACCUGAUGACUCUCACCAAAAGCCGAUCCUUUUCAACCUCCUACGCGAUGUCUGCAGCCAACCAUCUGAAUUCAAAGCGGCCAAGCCGACAAGGUAUCUCCCCAAAUAUUUCACCUCUUGUCUCCCCAAGCCAUUCACCCGUCCAGGGCACACCAGCCAACAGCCCCAUCCGCAGAACCUCAGGAGAACAAUUUCCAGAGUCAACAGUCAUGGCCACUGUCCAAGCCAUCAAGCCUCACAAGCUCUUAGGUUGCACUCAGAGUGCCCCUAACAUAUCAGAGCCUGUGGAAGGUACCUCUGUCAUUUGCAGUAGUUGUGGCAGGCCGUACAGCCAAACAGACCCCAGAGAAGGAAUGUUGGAUAGGAAUGACGGGGCCGCACAUACUUUGAACAGGACAGAUGAUCCUGCGCAGGCCACCUCCGACUAUGAGACGAAUAACAGCGACAGCAGUGACAUUGUGCAGAAUGAAGACGAGACACCUUGUGCCAAGGAGCAGGCCCAGGUGGGCCCGCCCUGCAGGACGUUUGCCCCAGAGACUGUCAUUUUGCAUCCUUUGCUGCCUGUGGAGGAAAAACCUAUCCUUGCCCCCAAGCCUCUAAUAAUGGACAAUUUGGACCCACUAAUGGAGCAACUAAACAAUUGGAAUUUCCCAAUCUUUGAUUUGGUAGACAAAAUCGGCAAGAGAUGGGGUCGGAUUUUAAGCCAGGUAUCCUAUAGGCUCUUUGAGGACAUGGGUCUCUUUGAAACUUUCAAAAUCCCUAUACCAGAGUUUAUGAACUAUUUCCAUGCCUUAGAAUGUGGAUAUCGAGAGAUACCUUAUCAUAACAGAACUCAUGCUACUGAUGUCCUCCAUGCUGUCUGGUACCUUUCAUCCCAGCCCAUCCCUGGCCUCCCAACUAUGAUUAAUGACCAUGGAUCAGCAAGUGAUUCAGAUUCAGAUAGUGGGAUCACUCACGGCCACCUGGGAUACGUAUUGUCAAAAACGUACACGCCAACAGAUGACAACUAUGGGUGCUUGGCGGGCAACAUCCCAUCACUUGAAUUGAUGGCCCUGUAUGUAGCUGCUGCCAUGCAUGACUAUGAUCAUCCAGGGAGAACUAAUGCCUUCUUGGUGGCAACCAGUGCUCCUCAGGCCGUUCUCUAUAAUGACCGGUCUGUUCUGGAGAACCAUCAUGCGGCGGCUGCAUGGAAUCUUUUCAUGUCCAGGCCAGAAUAUAAUUUUUUAAUCCAUCUUGAUCAUGUGGAGUUCAAGCAUUUCCGGUUCCUUGUCAUCGAGGCCAUUUUGGCCACUGAUCUGAAGAAGCACUUUGAUUUUGUAGCUAAAUUCAAUGCCAAGGUGAACGACGAUGCGGGCAUCGAUUGGACAAACGAAAACGACCGAUUAUUGGUCUGUCAGAUGUGCAUCAAACUGGCCGAUAUCAAUGGUCCAGCCAAGUACAAAGAUUUGCAUCUAAAAUGGACAGAUGGCAUCGUGAAUGAAUUUUAUGAACAGGGUGAUGAAGAAGCCAGCUUAGGUCUCCCCAUCAGCCCUUUCAUGGACCGCUCUGCUCCGCAGUUAGCAAAACUCCAGGAAUCCUUCAUCACUCACAUUGUGGGACCCCUGUGUAACUCCUAUGACUCAGCAGGACUGAUGCCGGGUAAAUGGAUUGAAGAUAACGACGAGUCAGGAGAUACCGAUGAACACGAAGAGGAUUCCCCAGACAUGGACUCCUGUGACAGCCAUGAAGCAAGAAAGAAAAGGAGGAAAGUUUACUGCCAGAUAACUCAGCACUUAGUGCAGAACCAUCAGAUGUGGAAGAAGGUCAUUGAAGAGGAAGAGAGGAGAGCUGGGAAGGACAAGCAAAGUGGGGAGCCAUCAACGGCACUGCACUCGUCCUCUGAACAAAUAGAGGCGAUUAAAGAGGAGGAAGAGGAGAAAGGAAAGGCCAAAGAGGAAGAAGAUGACACAGCUUCAGAAGCAAACCAAUGACAGUGACAGGAAUUUUGUACAGUAUUUGGUGCAAGGACAUCUUGCAUAACAGUUGUUUUUACAAGCCAGCACAACGUUUAGACACAACACUGUAGAAAUAUGGGGUAAUUCACCUACAGGCUGUUUAACCCUUCCUUCCUUCCUUCCUCCUUCCUUCCUUCCUUCCUUCCUUCCUUCCUUCCUUCCUUCCUUCCCAUGAGGUUCAUUGCUUUCACAGUUCAAUGGCCCUUUUUACAAACUUUCAAAUACAUUGGAGAAUUAUAAAUAUAUAUAUAUAUAUAUAAUUAUAUAAAUACAGUAUAUAUAUAUAUACAUAAAAUAUUAGCCUGGGUUUAUAAGCUGCAUAUUUGUUUAUUUGUUCUUUUUAAAAAGAAGAUUAUACGAUGCUGCCUGUGACGUUAUUAAAAAAAAAAAGGGAAGGAUUUGAAAAUGAGACAAUACUCUAUGAAAUGGAGAAGGCCUUACUGCCCUUGGUUUGUUUGUUUGUUUGUUUGUUUGCCAAAGUGGAAUAACUGAUUGUGUAAGUUAAUGGUUGAUCCCGACUGCCAGCAUAGAUGCGCCUGCAGGACAUCAGGCGGACACAAAACAGGAGCGCCACAAUUCACGGAGCAAAGGGAAGGACGUUCUGCUUUGGAGACUGGCUGUGACACACUGGGCAUGUCACCGCAGAAGAUUUAUGCACCUCCAUUGCAGAGAACUUGCUCUCUCUCUUUCUCAGCCUGGAGAACUCUGCCUCGGACCUCUUGCUCGUUCUUCCACACAACUCAGUAAAAUCCAGACGGAGGUGAGCCCACAACAGCUCUGGAAAACAGGACUUCCCAUUUCUGGAGCGAGCUGCCUCUGUCUCUGUUUGGUGGGUCUUGAUUGUUUUUUUCCGAAAAGGCCAUGUCCCUCGAAGACUUGUGUGAGCUGCAACUCCUACCUGUAUAUUGCACAACUGUCUAUGCCACCUCCCCUUCCCCCACGUUGGGCGAGCAAGUUUCAAGCAAGCCUCGCAUAUUAAUCUGCUGAAGAGAAGGUGGUGGUGGUGGGAAUAUUCUAUGGCGUCUGAAGGAAUUUCCAAUUUGUUGAAUUGAGAUAGACUUUGGAGAGAGACACUUUAGGAUCCCUCUCGUCCUUACCACCUUUUGUUGCAUCCUCAUCUUUUCAUGUGUCUUGUGGGGUCUCAGAAAGGUGACUUUAAAGGAGGACCAUGAAUGAAAAAUGCCGGGUAACCGUUUCUUCUGCUUUUCAUUGGAAUGUGUUGUGUAUGGGCUAUGAACCCAGUGCCUGGUGACCUCAAUCAGAAGGAACUCAAAUCUACUUCAAGGGAUCCAUUCUUCAUCGAUUUGUUUGUCAUAAGCUGAUUGCAUGUGAUUACGAGGAGUCUGGAGCACAUAGACAAUUUAUAUGAAACACUGCCUAGGACUCACUGCAGUCCUACACCAAGUCAAAUGCCCCCUCUAGAAGGGAGGCCUUCAGCUUCCAGAAUUUUUCAGACAGCUUGGUCAUUGCUGAGGAUUCUGGAAGACACAUUUCUAGAGGGUCUCAACAACAUUAAGGAAGGCUGUCAUCUUGCAUUUUCCCUCCAUGACGCAGAGGCCAUUUUGUAGAUGCAGUGACCCAUCUAAUAUUUUAGCCAAGGAAAUGUCACUUACCAUUUAUCUGUCCCCUUCCACAACCACGAGAAAUUUCCAAAGAACUCCGUGGUUCUUCAGGACAGCAGUUUGGAAGCGAGGGGAUCUAAAACCAGGGGUCCCCAACCUUGGCAACUUUAAGACCUGUGAACUUCAACUCCCAGAAUUCCCCUUGCUGGCUGGGGAAUUCUGGGAGUUGAAGUCCAGAGGUCUUAGUUGAUAGAUAGAAUUGGUUUCUGGCCCAAGGAGAAUUGGAAAGCAACUAUAUAAAACAAGAAAAAGAAACUUUAGCAUUAUCCUUCUCCCACUAAGGCAGGAAUCCAUUAUGCUGUUGGUUUUCAAGAAAAGUGAUUUUGUCCUGCGUUUCAUGUUCGUUGACCGCAUCAUAAGCAGACUAAAUUCUGUUUUGAUGUUCUCAUGUACCUAUAUUAAGGAAAACCUGGUGAUCUGACAAGUAUCAUUUCAGGAGAUCUUUCAAAUGUCUCCUUUGGGAGGCUAUAGGUAUGAAUGCCAGAAUGUAAAGAAAAUAGUAUAAUUUAGGGAAACAAAGACAAUAUGACUUGCCUAUUUCUCCCAUGCUAUUUAUGUCCUCCAUCUGGGCAGUGUUCAAUUUUAUUUUUAAAGUGAAUACAAUCCCAUUCCUCCCUUUGAAAUGCAGUUUGGAUGAAUGACCCGGAACUGCAGAAGAAACUUUGAUAUCAAAGUUUGUCUACCUUGAUUGUAUGUCUUGGCAGCUAUAAAGGCAAGAUCCCAAUACGUGGGGAAAAUUCACCAGCAGGCUUAGGACUUUGUUAGAUGAAUCAGUUUUCCAUUUUUAAUGGUUACUUCUUUGCUCACAACUAAUUUCUAUUAGCCUACAUGUAAAUACAGACACUUUUUAGUAUCCUGUUGAUAGUCAAGGGAAGUUGGGUUGUAUUUGUAAAGAUAAUUAAAAAGAAAAGAUUCACCCCACCCCAUAAAAUGUAACUGUUUUUGAAUUUGACAAAUGAAGUCCUGCAUGAUUGGGAAUGGAAUAGGAGAAAUUCUUUUCAAAUCGGUGGGAUUAGUAGCAUCAGCCGUCAAGAGACACUUCGAGUGUAAGAAAAGUGCUGCAAUUUAGCAGCAGAGCCUAACUCUUCAUCACAGAGUUUUAAGUAGUAAUACAUGUGGAAGGAGAUCCAUCUGUAGCUAAGUGUGCAGGAUUUUUUCAGAUAAUUUCUGAAAUUAUUGUCCUGUUUCCAUUUGAUUGGUUAUUGAGUCAACCCAUUUCUCUUAUCUUACUAACCCCUUCAGGAUGAGUUUAUUUUGUCUCAUUGUUUUUCUCCCAAGUUAGUUCUCUGGAAUCUCCUAGAUCAGGGGUGUCGAACUCGUGAUCACGUGACAUAUCACAACUCCCCCCCCCCACUUCGCUAAACCGCACAUGGGCAUGGGCAGCACGUGACACAUGUGGCCCAGAGGCCGCAAGUUUGACAGCCCUGCCCUAGAUUCACAGUCUUCAUCAGGGCCAUCCAACCUUGGCAACUUUGAGACCUGUGGACUUCAACUCCCAGAAUUCCCCAGCCAGCCAUGUUAAAGUCCACAAGUCUCAAAGUUGCCCAUUUUAGACACCCCUACAUAGAUUGUUCAGAUUGUUGCUGAAUGUAUGGGAAAUGUAGAAACUCAGUUCACAUUUUGCCCAAAGUUGUGAUGUGAUUGAAGAUCGUUGAAUAAGCCAUGAUUUGCCAUAUUUACAAUUUGCCUUGAGCCAUAAUGUGUGGUUCGUGAACCACAAUAGCUGGGUUCUGACCAUCCACACUGAACCAGGGUUCACAUAAGAUGAGGCUAAGGCUAGAUUUAGAAGGAAAUUUAGGAGUUCUUAAGAUGUGAAACGGAUGCCUUAAGCUUCUGAGUAAUCUUUCACUGCCACUCAAUUUAAAAAAAGAAGAAGAAGAUCAGGUGUUUUGGUGCCAUCCAGUCUGGGAAGCCAUGUUUGAAACCAGCAUCAUCCUUGCCUCCCUUCACUUAGAUUAAGCCAGUUCCAAGUGAAGCGGGAAAUGCACAUUAGAAUUAGUUAGUAAAAUAGUUCAGCCUCUCGCACUUUUCCCAUAACUCACCAAUGUCUUUGAAAUAGUUAAAACACUCCAUUUCUGAGAAGGUUAUACAGUGUGUAGCAAGUCUUCAUGUAUGAUGUUUGAAGCAAACAUCUCAGAUUUGUCCCCUUGUGGCCCUUCCAGCUGCAUAGGGUUGUCCACAGCAGGGAUCUUCAACCUUGGCAACUUUAAGACUUGUGGACUUCAACUCCCAGAGUUCCUCAGUUGAAGUCCACAAGUCUUAAAGUUGCCAAGGUUGGAGACCCCUGGUCCACAGAGUACGGCCAGAAAGUCAAGAUUGGCAGCUACGACAAUGCAAUCAAUGCUUUGCCUGGUUUUUGUGUGUGUUGUACAUAAUAUGCAAAAGAAAAGUGGGGGUAGAAACUUUGAUUACACCAUCACGGCCACCAUCUUAAAUUUUAAUUUAUUUUUUUAAUAAUAUCUUGCAGAUGCCACUGUUCAAGUGCACAUUAGAGAGAUGAUUCUCACAUUCUAGUGACUAUUAUAUAAGCUCUCCUUCUCGGAGGACAAACCAGAGUCUAAUGGCUUUAAAUUGCCUAGAAAUAUGUUCUACGUUUGAAACAAAAGUACUUGCUGGAUGUUGGAGUGUUUGUGUUUUCAUGUCAAUCUUUUCUCCUGUUCAGUUGUACCAACCCACAUCUAAAGAGGAUUGUUUAUCUGCUGGUCUUCUCCAGUUCUGAUUUUUUUUUUCUAGGGAUUGCUAGCGGACAUGAAACUGAUGUAGGUACAUUUGUGAGAGCAGCGGUCUCCAAUCUUUCCAGAUUGGCAGCCCGGCUUGAGGGCGGUAGGGCGGUGUGAGUGGCGGAUGCAUGCAUAGCUCCACGGCAUCCUGCACGAAUGGAAAGUGCUUGCGCUUGUGCGCAAAGAGAUGUAACUUUUCCAUCUCUGAUCCUUGCAAUGUUCCAUGCACAGGUGAUGCCUAACAUCCAUGAAAUUAAGACAACCCACCCACCCAUCUAUCCUAUUUGCACCAAAAUUUAAGAAUGAUUAUCCCCAGCAAUCUUUGAAAGAUGAGUGUGUAUUUGACCAUCAUAGGAAUUAAAGCCAAUUCACUCUUGUUUCUCUUCAGACCAAAUAGUGUUGAUUCCUAACUUGAGAGGUGAACCUUCAGCACAUGGUUGUAUUUGAGUCCUCUGAGUUCAAUCUGAGCAUUCAAGAAACCAUAGUGGCUGUGGCUUGAAGGACCCAUUGUUCCAGUUUACCUAGGCAGGUUUUGAGUCUUUCAGUCAUUGUUGGUUUGUCUGCCCCAUCAAGGUCUCUUGGUAGAGUUGUGGGUUUCAUAGUAAGAGUUGAAGGUUUCCUCAAAAGCAAUAUCAUGAAGUACUAUUUUCUUCAUAAAGAAAAAAAGGGGACGGCGACAGGUGAAGGUGAUCAAGCCAGACCUGAAUGUUUCCAAGGCCCAUUAAUUUUUCAAGUCAACUAGUGUUGACUUGUGUGUCCGUCCACCAUGGCCUACCAUUAUAGCCAUCAUCCUAGUAAGGCACCAAUGAUCUCCUGAACUAGAAUAGCCAUCCCGGGUAGAUAGAAAUGAGAGUUCUUGAAAGUUGUUGGGCAGCCAAUGUUGACUCUUCAACAUUCUUUGAAGAGCCAAAGCAAAGGAAAGAUGGAAGAUGAUGGAGAAAUAGCAAUUUAGAAGGACCUCACUACCUGAGUGGUUCUUCUGUUUCUUUGGGGUUUUUUUAAAUUUCAAGUUGGGAUUGAAGAAGUUGCUGAAAGAAAGAAGUAGCAUCUGUUGUGUCAUAACAACACACUGCUUGCUCCUUCACAGUGUCCCACUAAAUUCAAAUGAGGCUUUAUAAAAGGGAUUCAGUUGUGACAUUUUCAACCCUCCCAAGUAGGUGGAAUUGCCAACCAUUGUUGUACUGUAGAACUGUACCUCCUGCAUUCAGUAUUUGUAGAUGUCAAUUUUUUAAACACGGUCUUCUUUUCACUAAAUACUACCUGCAUUAAUUUAUAUUUAUAUAUUGCCAAGAUUGUUGUAACCAAACUUCUUUUAAAGCAAAAACUUCAAAAACAAGGCCUUGUAUUUUUAAGGUAAUGGUCUUUCACAAACUGACUGAAAUCUCUGUUGGCUUUUCUUUUCACAGAUAUCUUGCACUUAAGACAUGUAGCAAUACUUAAUAUAUUCCCUUCACGAGUAUUCGUUAGGUGAUUUUUAGUUAAUGGCUGAUAAAUGUUUUGUACAAAAUAGAUUCUGUACAGGCGGAGAAACAGGAGAAAUCUUUUAGAUAAAUAUUAUUUAUUUUUACUGUUUUGUAAGUUAGACACUAUUAAUGAAGCUCCUUUUUUGCCAGAAUUACUGGAAGUGCCUCUUGGUAUAAUGUAUUAUAGUAAAUAUAUAUUCAGAAUUAUUAGAGAUAAUGUGUCACAAAAUGAACAACAUGGAUGUUGCAAUGUGAAGAAAAAAACAUAAAUAUAAUUCUGUGGUAUCAUA